AUGUUCCGCACUGCGUUCUCUGCCUCGGCUCGCUCUGCUAUUGCGAGCAGCUCGCGUGGAUUCCACUCGACGCCCGCGGCGUUCAAGGUGACGGAGAAGGUCGCCGAGGUUGCCGACAAGGUGAACAAGAAGGUCGGCCAGACUCUCGCAUCUGCCAUUGAGAAGGGUGAGGAGGCCACAGAAAAGACCAAGGAGACUCUCGGUGAUCGUGGCACUCUGUCAGGCACCGCCAAGGAGAAGGCAUCCGAGGCAUCAUCAGUAGCAGGCCAGAAGGCGAACCAGACUGCUGCUGGUGCCCGGGAAGGUGCACGGGACUUCAAGGCUGAUGUCAAGAAGGAGGCUCGCAAGUAA
Molecule: messenger RNA, 351 nt
Organism: Trametes versicolor FP-101664 SS1
Lineage: Eukaryota; Fungi; Basidiomycota; Agaricomycetes; Polyporales; Polyporaceae
Exons: 4
Coding region: 1-351 (116 amino acids)
Source: RefSeq, a predicted model, not a curated record